GGCAGCACUGCCAUUAGUACUCCAAGGAAAAUGUCUGCUUCGAAGGGAUCGAAAAUUAUGUUACAAAGAUUAAAAUAAUAGUGAUAAAAUCAAUUGUACGAUAUGAAUUAAUCAGGGCUCGAGAAUGAAAUGGAAGUCGGUGACGAAUACAAUAAAGAGUGAAUGCUUUAACGUAUUGUAAGGGUAGAUUUUGUACAAGUGUAGGACUUAGUGAUAGUGAGGUCAUGUGUAGUGUGCUGUGAGACAUCAACAUGUCGGAUGAUGAAGACUCUUCACCAGAGAGGGCGCUCUGCCCCACCAACAAUGUUCCUGUGCUGGGCAUCAAGCGUCUCAAGCAGAUCGAGACGAUGUUCCUGCCGCGGCGCCUUCAACUCCCGCGCACGCAGUCCCUCAGCGUGGAGACGUUGCUGGACGUGUUAGUGGUGCUGUACGACGAGUGCUGCAACUCGAGCCUUCGACGGGAGAAGGCCAUAGCAGACUUCAUUUGUUACGUGAAGCCAAUAGUGACUGCGUUAAAGAGGCUGCGAUUGUCCCGUGAUGAUUUCGAGCUUGUCAAGGUCAUCGGCCGCGGUGCCUUUGGGGAGGUGUGCGUCGUGCGCGCUUCCUUCUUGCAGGGUACAGACGCAGGCAAUAUGAGUGCAAGCACGGGAGGGACAAUAUCCACCACGACCGGCGAGAGGGUGUACGCAAUGAAGAUACUCAACAAGUGGGAGAUGCUCAAGCGAGCGGAGACGGCAUGUUUCCAAGAGGAGCGCGACGUACUAGUCUUCGGCGACAGACGCUGGAUUACCAAUCUGCACUACGCCUUCCAGGACGAACACAACUUGUAUCUGGUAAUGGACUACUACUGCGGAGGCGACCUGCUGACGCUGCUAUCCAAGUUUGAAGACCGACUGCCAGAAGACAUGGCUCGCUUCUACAUCGCCGAGAUGGUGCUCGCCAUACAGAGCGUGCACGAACUCAGAUAUGUGCACAGGGACAUAAAACCAGACAACGUGCUACUAGACGCGAGCGGCCACAUCAGGCUGGCAGACUUCGGCUCCUGCUUGCGAUUAGGAGAUGAUGGCAAGGUGCAGAGCAACGUGGCUGUCGGGACCCCCGACUACAUCUCCCCGGAGAUACUCAGGGCAAUGGAAGACGGCCAAGGGCGCUACGGCCCCGAGUGCGAUUGGUGGUCGCUAGGGGUGUGCAUGUUUGAGAUGCUGUUUGGAGAGACUCCCUUCUACGCCGAGAGUUUAGUGGAGACGUAUGGCAAGAUCAUGAAUCACGCGCGCUCCUUCCACUGCCCACCCCCGGACGAACAUGCCGCGCAGGUGACAGAAGAAGCGAAAGACUUAAUAAGGAGGCUAAUUUGUUCAUCAGAUAAUAGAUUGGGGAAGAACGGUCUGCAAGAUUUUAAGAACCACCCGUGGUUCGCCGGCCUGGACUGGGAGAAUCUCCGCGAGAUGCAGGCGCCCUUUGUCCCGGACGUGUCGAGUCCCACGGACACCUCCAACUUUGAUGUCGAUGACACUGAUAUUAGGUUGUCGGAGGCGGUGCCGCCGCCGGUGGCGUCGAGCGCGUUCUCGGGGCUGCACCUGCCCUUCGUGGGGUUCACGUUCACGGGCGGCUCGCGCCUCUCCGACCUGGGCGCGCCGCACGCGCCGCUCUCGCCUGCUAAGAACGCGCCCAGCCAGGCUCCAUCAAACGCAGGUGAUCGCGCGGCAGUGAAGGCGUUAGAACGCGAGAAUGCUCUACUUGCUCAGACUAUAGCGGAGCUGAGAGCCGGCGGCGACAUAGAACCGGGGACUGAUGAAGUGCUUCAACUGAAAGAGGAGAUGGUGACGUUAUCCAAAAGGAACGCGGACUUAGAGGCCCAAGUGAAAUGCUACGAACAACUCAGCUCGGGAAUUACGUCUAAGGACGUAACUCAGUCGACGCCUCAAGAGAUGGCGGCGCGGCUCCGCGAGCUGGAGGUGGCGGUCAGCGCGCUACAGCUGGAGAAGGAGGAACUCACCAAAGAUAAAGCUGAUGCUCACGAGAAGCUGAGGUUGCAGGACAAGGAGCUGCGCGAUGCGUUGUCGCAACGCAAGCUAGCGAUGACUGAGUACAACGAGGUCACUGAUCGCCUCUCCGAGCUGAGGCAGCAGAAACAGAAGUUAUCGCGUCAGGUGCGCGAUAAAGAAGAAGAGCUAGAAGUCGCGAUGCAGAAGAUAGACGCGUUACGAGCAGACAUACGUCGCGCGGAUAAGGGCAGGCGGGAGCUGGAGGCGAGACUAGACACAGCCAUAGCUGAGGCUAGCAAGGAGAGGAAGCUGCGAGAGGAUACGUUGAGAAACCAGCGCGUGGAGGCGGCCGGCCCGCCGGGCUCCGCGCAGGCCGACGUGGCGCGGCUGCAGGCCGAGGUCGACACGCUCGAGAUGCAAUACAAAGAAUCGCUGGCACAGCAGCAGGCGCGGUACAACUCGGAGCUGGCGGCGCUCAGGGACCAGCUGCAGGAAGGAGACGCCAUGAGGACCGUGCUCAACCGGGAGCUGCAAACAUCGAAGGAGAAGCUGGAGAGCCGUCGCAUGGAGCAGCUGAGCGACAGCGAGGAUAAACAGAUGCUGAUCAACGAGAACAGGAAACUUGCCAAAGACCUCGACGCGAUGGCAGAGAACGGCCGAAGAUGGCAGGCGGAACGUAGACAGAUGGAAUUGGAAUUAGAAGAACUUCGAGCUAAGAAGGAGACCAUGCAGCACUGGGAGAGCCAGAUAGCAGACAUUAUCCGGUGGGUGGCCGAUGAGAAGGAAGCGCGCGGCUACCUGCAAGCUUUGGCCACCAAGAUGACUGAAGAGCUGGAGUACUUGAAACAUGCAAGCGCAUCCCGCUCGGGCGCUCCGCCCUCGUCUCCCCCGGCGGGCGCCGCGGCCCCCGGCACGGGCGGCUGGAGGAACCGACGCUCACAGAAGUUGGACAAGAUGGAGAUACUCACCCUACAGUCGUCGCUGCACUCCGAGAUACAAGCCAAGCAAGCAGUAGGAGAGGAGCUGAGUCGCACAAGGGCCGAGCUGUUGGCUAGCCAAAGAGAGCUGCUGGAGACCCGCGCGCGGCUGGAUGCGCUGGCGCACGACAUGAAGCGCAAGGAGCAGCACAUCCGCGACAUGCAGGCCAAGCUCGACACGCCGCACCACACGCACCACUCCUUUUUGGACCGACCACCAUCCCAGAUGAGCUACUUAGAUCAAUUCAUGAAGGAUGCGCCGUCAGAGAGACACUACGAUAAUGUGCCUAUGAACAACGAACCUAAGAUGUCGCCCGACUGUCGAUACAGAUAUGUUCAGCAUUGUUGCAAUGCAAAGAUGAUGUAUGGAUCUCAACAAUCGGCGGCGCUAAGUGGGUCGGCCGAGUCGGCGGACGAACUGGAGCCGCGGGCCGCUUCGCCCGCGUCAAGCAAGAGCUCGCCCAGUGAGAUCUCUACGUGCGACGUGUUCCAGGACCCGUCUCUCGGGCCCACGGUGCCGGGCAAGCAGAAGGUGCACCAGUUCCUCGUGAGGACGUUCAGCAGUCCCACCAAGUGUAACCACUGCACUUCGCUUAUGAUCGGGCUCACCCGACAAGGCGUGGUGUGCGAGACGUGCGGGCUGUGCGUGCACACGCGCUGCUGCGGCCGCGUGGCGCCGCGCUGCCCGCUGCCGCCCGACAGGAGCCGCCGCCCGCUGGGCAUCGACCCCGCGCGGGGGCAGGGCACCGCUUAUGAGGGAUAUGUUAAGGUACCAAAGCCAGGAGGAGUGAAGAAAGGUUGGAUGCGGCAGUUUGUGGUCGUGUGCGACUUCAAGUUGUUCCUCUACGAUAUAUCACAAGAUAGGAACGCGUUACCGUCGGUGUGCGUGAGCCAGGUGUUGGACAUGCGCGACCCAGAGUUCAGCGUCACCUCCGUCAAGGAGUCUGACGUCAUACACGCCAGCAAGCGAGAUAUACCUUGCAUAUUUAGGAUAUCGACAUCGCAACUGGAGGGCGGCAAACGGUCGCACACCCUCAUGCUGGCAGAGUCAGAGUCUGAGAAGACCAAGUGGGUGGUGGCGCUCAGCGAGCUGCAUCGGAUACUCAAGAGGAACAACCUGCCGGACAAAUGUGUGUACUCAGCAUGCAUGCUGCUAGACUCAACAGCAGCGGCAACCGUUCGAGGUGCUCUGUGCGCAUGCGUGUUGGAGCGGACGCGGAUCUGUGUGGGCGGCGAGUCCGGGCUGGCCUUGCUGGACCUGGAGCGCGGGGAGAUCACGCCGCGGAGACAACACGCGCCCGUGGCCAAGGCGCACUAUGUGCCCACUGAGCAGCUGCUAGUGGUGAUAGCAGGGCGGGGUCGUCACGUGCGUCUGGUCCCAGUUCGAGCGUUGGAAUGUUCCGAGGUGGAGUGUGUGAAGAUAGCUGAGAGCAAGGGUGCCGUGGACAUUGCGGCGGGGGAGCUGCAUGCGGGGGCGUAUGGCUUCGCUGUAGUCUGCAAGCGGCAGAACUCGUACAUGGUGACGGUGUACGAGAUCACGCGCACGGCGGCGCGGCGCAUGCGCGUGGCGGAGCUGCGCGCGCCCAGCGCCGUGCACUGCGUGCAGCUGGUGCGCGGCCGCCUGCUGCUGGGCUACCGCGGGGGCUUCGCCGCGCACUGCCUGCCCGACCCGCGCCAGCCCGCGCGCGACCAGCCCGCGCUCUCUCUAGUCCACCCGGAGAACCAAGUGAACGUGUUCCUGUCCCACUCGGGGGCGCGGCCGCUGGCGUGCGCCGCCGUGCCCAACUCCAGCGACACGCUGCUGGUGUUCAACUCGCUGGCGCUGUACGUGGACCGCAGCGGACACCGCGCCAGGGACACCGAGCUCAUGUACACCGCGCAGCCGCUGUACCACGCCAUCAACGAGACGCACCUGAUGAUCUACACGGCGACACACAUAGACAUCUACGACAUCGAGUCUGGCGAGUGGGUGCAGACCAUCAAUAUACCGCACGCGCGGCCGCUGGACGCGUGCGGCUGGGUGGCGGCGGCGGGCGGCGGCGGCACGGGCGCCGGGUUCCCCUUCGCGGCCGACGCCGCGCCCGCGCUGCUGCACCUGCGGCCCGCGCACAUGCAGGGUCCGCUGAGUGUAGAACACGCGUUCCUGUGCGGCACCAACAAGCGACGGUUCUCAGUGCGGGAACAGUCGCACCAAGCCAUCGAGGCGCACAACAGACUGUCGGAGCGGCGGUCGCGGCUGAUCUCAGCGCCCAGCAACUUCGCGCACCUGUCGCACAUGGGGCCCGGCGACGGAAUACGCUCGCAACGACUGUUAGAUCUGCCCACCACGGUAGAGACCGCUGAUGACAGACCGCAGAUGUACAGCAGUAGAGAGAGCAGUAAGCGGACGUCGCCGCUUACGAUAUCGCACGGUACUGGAUCCUAUAACGGGUCGUGGCGCGGCCGCCCCCGCGAGGGCCCCCCGCCCGCCCCCGACGCGCCGCCCUCGCCGCCGCUGUCGCACCACCGCCCCAUGGACAGAUCGAUAGGCGGCGGCUCCCAAGGCAGCGGGUCCCUGCUACUGGAGCGCUCCAUCACGCCGCUCAGCCUGGGCAGCAUGAGCUCACUGCACGACGUGCUCAAGGUGGGUACGGAGUUAGGGUCCGGCGCGGUCUCCGAGGACAGCAGCUGCGGGGCUUCGCCGCCGCACCCGCUGGAUCCCUGAUGAAGUCCACUGGACACGAACUGGACUAUAGACGUGUCCCGUUUCUACGCUUGUUUCUGUUAGUCAACAUUGAGGCUCCGGCUAUCGCCUUUACUGUACACCUGUAUUGUAGAUAGAUACGUCGAUAGUUUGAGCGUACCGUCAGGUAACAAACCGUGUGAAACAUCGCGCAAAACUUGCAUGGAAGUUCGUGUAAAAAAAAUGCACAAAAGGACAAUGAUCAA
This is a messenger RNA of Pectinophora gossypiella (pink bollworm), 5890 nucleotides long. It is a transcript of the gene gek, whose product is annotated as serine/threonine-protein kinase Genghis Khan. The coding region runs from base 252 to 5666 and encodes 1804 amino acids. NCBI's taxonomy places the organism in Eukaryota, Metazoa, Arthropoda, Insecta, Lepidoptera, Gelechiidae. Gene Ontology annotation, cellular component: cytoskeleton; cytoplasm. The record is from RefSeq and is a predicted model, not a curated record. The transcript has 45 exons. Gene Ontology annotation, molecular function: ATP binding; protein serine/threonine kinase activity. Gene Ontology annotation, biological process: peptidyl-threonine phosphorylation; actomyosin structure organization.